Molecule: messenger RNA, 944 nt
Organism: Hypoxylon fragiforme
Lineage: Eukaryota; Fungi; Ascomycota; Sordariomycetes; Xylariales; Hypoxylaceae
Exons: 3
Coding region: 201-659 (152 amino acids)
Source: RefSeq, a predicted model, not a curated record
AUUUUCAACAUCAUCGUCGUCAGUAGUAAGAAACAGGUUUGCGUCACAGAUCAUCGAGAUGGAUUACACAGGAUUGCAGGGCAUUCAGACAUAGAAAUAGAGAUGGAAUUCGCCCGUGGAUAAUUAAAAUUCCCAACUCCCCAAAUCUACUACGUAUCUUACAUUAGCUCAUACUCAAAUCAACAUCAAAACCUAUCAAAAUGCCUCUAUUUUCCAGUCGUCGACCCGAAGAGGAAGUCGUAGAGGAGCCCGUCCCGGAGAAGGGACACUCCCAUAGCCUCUUCAGCUCCCACCAUCGUUCUCCAUCACCACCAGUUUCUGCUCGCACUAGCACCACCAACAGUUCGCUUCGCUCAGACCAGAGCACUCCAUCGCGCAGCCGCAGCAUGCUGCAGCGCACAUUCGGCCAUGGUAACUCCAACUCAGAUGUAGACCCGUCCAUCAUCCAGGCCCGCGAGCACGUCAUGCAAGCCGAAACUGCGGAACGGGAUGCCGAUCGUGCUCUAGAAUCUGCACGUAUCCGCGUCCGUGAGGCAAGGGCCGAGGUCAAGAGACUCGAGCUCGAGGCUGCCGAGGACGCCCGUCGCGCCAAGAUUAAGCAGUACCACGCCCGCGAGGUGUCCAAGCGAGGCAAGCAUCUUGGACGACAUGACCUUUAAAAGCAUAUCUAUCCAUAUAAGCGCGAUGUUUUUUUUUAGAAGCGAACAAACUUGAUAUGAUUGGGUUUGGGGGGGAUGUUUGUUGCUUGUACAAUAUUGGAUAUGAAAGCCACGUAUACCACGCCAUAAAGACGAUACCUGUUUCCUUUUUUUUUUUUUUUGUAUUACCAUCUGUGUGUACUCGGCACCUAUGGUCCUAUGUAUUGAGUCAUUGAAUAUUACAUACUUUACCUCCUACCUGUCAUGAAAUCAUAUAAAAUAAUAGUUGCAUUCAAUCAUUCCUCA